UAGAUCUCAACACAAGUUGUGGUUGAUAUCCAAUCUCUCCACUUGCACUGCAAAAAAAGAGAGCAAAUUAAAUUCACAUCAACAUAUCAAAUACUACUUAAUGUUUCCCUCCUCUUCAUCCCCCUAGCUCCAAGUCACUCGAAGAAAAGGAGAAGAAGCGUCCAUUUCUCCUCUCAAUUUCUUCAUGCAGUCAAUAUUUAUACCAAUAUAGUUGCACCAUAGUCAUAGUAUAUUUGAUAUAUCUAUACAGAGUGCAGACUUGUUAACCUUUUUUUAAGGUUCCUUUUGAGUUCUUUUUUGGGAUUAAUGCUAGCUGUGUCACCCUUCAGAAACACUGCAACCACCAAGGAUGAGAGCCAAGAACAGAUGGAGAGUUAUUCUACUAUUGUCAAUGGCGAGUUCCCGGACUUCUGCGAUGGGGACUUGCUCGAAAGCAUCGAUUUCGAUGAUCUUUUCGUCAGUAUUAAUGAAAAGGAUGUGUUGCCAAAUUUGGAGAUGGUUCCCGAAAUCCUUGCUGAAUUCUCAGUUAGUGGUAGCGGAGGCGAGGAAUCGGAUGUAAACACAUCUAUGUCGAAUGAGAAAGUGGAGGACAAUAGUAUUCGAAGGAAAGAUGAGGAAGAUAAGUUUUCAGGUUCAGGUUUGGACUCGAGUUUGAGUAGUAGAGGAGAGGAGAUUGUGAGUAAGAAAGACGAGUCCGUGGUUGUUAAUCCGGUGCCCAGCGAAGAUGGUGAAAAGGGAAGAAAGCCAACAACACAAGGGAAGAACAACAAUAAUCAAAGGAAGAGGAAAAUGAAGGUGGAUUGGACACCAGAGCUGCACAGGAGGUUCGUGCAAGCAGUGGAGCAGCUAGGGGUGGAUAAGGCAGUGCCUUCGAGGAUUUUAGAACUUAUGGGAAUUGACUGUCUCACUCGCCAUAAUAUUGCUAGCCAUCUUCAAAAAUAUCGAUCGCACCAGAAACAUUUGCUAGCGCGUGAGGCCGAGGCAGCAAGCUGGAGUCAAAGACGGCUAAUGUAUGGAACCGCUGCCGCGUCUGGUGGAGGUGGAAAGACGGACAUAAGUGCAUUGCAUGCACCCACCAUGGGGUUCCCUCCUAUAAUCCCCAUGCACCACCACUUCAGACCGUUACAUGUAUGGGGACAUCCCUCCAUGGACCAGUCCCUAAUGCAUAUGUGGCCUAAACAUCUAGCUCAUUCUCCUUAUUCACCGCUGCCGCCGCCACCUACAUGGAACCAGCCAGACCCUUCAUAUUGGCACCACCACGCCCACCAAAGGGGUCCAAAUGUACUAAACCCAGGGACACCAUGCUAUCCACAGCCACCAGCAACUAGAUUUCAUGCACCUCCUGUCCCAGGAAUCCCACCUCAUGCCAUGUACAAAGUAGAUCCCGGCACUGGCGUUCCAGCCAGACAUAAUUCAGGCCCCGACCCUUUCUUAGACUUUCAUCCGACAAAAGAGAGUGUCGAUGCAGCUAUUGGUGAUGUUUUAUCGAAGCCAUGGCUGCCACUCCCUCUUGGACUGAAACCUCCAGCUACUGAUAGUGUUCUAGUGGAGCUGCAAAAGCAAGGAGUUCCAAAGAUACCACCAACGUGAGCUUGAACCCUAGAGAACAUCCCGAAUUCCAAGGCAGUUUCUUCAUCACCAGCCUUCAAGACCACCAAAAAAACCCCUAAAUUCGACGACAUUUCAUAUAUUAGAUGUUCACAUACAUCUAAUGAGCGAGUUUUUCUUCUUAACUUGCCCCCUCCCUUCAUUAGUUCUUGACUAAAUGAAACUGGGUAUUGCUUUCUUGUUCUUGUUCUUGCAAGAACAAACUUUGUUCAUUAAUCGACUUGGAAAUUAAAUAUAGUUUUUGUAAUA
Molecule: messenger RNA, 1857 nt
Organism: Populus nigra (black poplar)
Lineage: Eukaryota; Viridiplantae; Streptophyta; Magnoliopsida; Malpighiales; Salicaceae
Product: transcription activator GLK1-like
Exons: 6
Coding region: 307-1590 (427 amino acids)
Biological process (GO): positive regulation of DNA-templated transcription
Cellular component (GO): nucleus
Molecular function (GO): transcription cis-regulatory region binding; DNA-binding transcription factor activity
Source: RefSeq, a predicted model, not a curated record